CAGUCCCGGUGCCCCCUACCCGACGACGACCCGACUAUAUCGUCACCGUAUCAUCGUACAACGUUGUUAUUAUUAUUAUCAUUAUUAUUAUUAUUAUUAUUAUUAAUAAAUUAAAGCUAAUCGACGAUUGUAGAACAAUACGAUCGCCCUACCGUUCCGUUUGUUAACCGCGAACGCCGCAUUGGCUGUUUCGCCGCGGACGCCGACCGUACGCCUACGUCGUCCCGUGCACAUUUCGCAACGUUCGAGCGUUCCCGACGUUCCCGCGCGCGCGGCAUCGCCCACUUACGCGGACGCCGCCACGGAACGACAAUCGUCUCUGUCGCGACGGCGUGACGCACAGUCGAUCGUUACGCUUUGCCCCGUGACCGUCGCGUCUCAUCUGGCGUUACGUUCUCGCGUGGAAAAGACGUCGACACCCCGGCCGCCUUGUUGCUCGGCCGUCCCGUCCCGUCGUCUCGCCGUCUCGUCGCAUGCGGUUUCCGCGCCCGUCGGUCCCUCGUCUGUUGCCACCGAUCCGUAGCCGUCUCCGCGUUUGGCCGAGUACGCGGCCCCCCCGCGUAACAUGUCUGUGGCCGUUUUGACUGCCAUCGCGGUCUUUCUGAUAAUCGUGUUUCGCAUGCUCAACGUUUCCAGCCAACCGCAAAAGCCGCUGUUCUUUUGCAAAGACAAACAGUUCCUCAACAGGAUCCUCAAGUACGCGCCCCAACUCGAAGACCCGUAAGUAUUAUGCGCGACACGUCAUGUUAGUUCACCGUAUUUACCGUCCACCUGUCCGUUUCAAGUCGGCGGAUGGCGUCGGCCUCACUGAGAAACGUGUGGGUUGUUGUACGGUUUUUUUUUUUAUUUGUUUUUAAAUCUACCGCUCGACGCACCACAAUAAUAUUAUUGUUCACCGCAUUAAUGGCAAUAUUGUGAUUUGUUUUCUCAAUACAAGUGUCAUAAAAAAAAAGUUUUUUUUUUUUUUUGUUUGUUUCCGAUGAUCACUCUACACACAGUGUUCUUUCGGUUCUAGUCUCGUUAUCAACAAAUUGUCCAAUUUCAAUUCGUGUUUGCUUGGUCGAUUAAUUUUAAUAUACUCGUGAUUACAUAAUUCAGAGCAGAUAACCUAUAGAACUUAAAGAAUUGUCGUAUCAUAUUAUAAUAUUAGUGAGGUAGCUGGUGUUGUGAAUCAAUAUUUUAUUACUAAACUACUUGAUAAUAUUUAUUUAUGUCACGAGACGCAUUCUAGAUACCUAUAAUUUUUAAAGGCCAACAUUGACACAGGUCCUACCCACUUAUUAAAAUAAUAACUACCUAGUUUCAUAGGUACAUGUUAUGUAGGUAUUUGAUCUGAUGUUUUAUAAUUUAAAUGUAAAUUACAUAUUGUUUUGAUACUAAUAGGUAAUUAUUAAAAAUCAAUUUGUAUGAAAAAAUGUAUUUAGGUAGGUACUUCUGAUUUGCUUACUUAGAUGAGUAUUUCUUAUAUUUAAUAUUGUAAAUAUUUCAUUUUUUUUUUUUUUUUAUUGCCGUAACGUUAUUAAAUAAUUAAUUUAAACAAUUUAAAAUAUAUAUAAAUAAUUAUAUACAAAUAUUAUUAAAGUAGAGGAAAUAAUCAGUGAAUGCCACUAGUACAUUAUAUAGGUAUAUAUUUGUGACGACUAAACCUUAUUAGAGAGCCUAUUAUAAGCUCUCUAGACCUAACCAUUUAAUAGGAUGUGGUACUCGCAUUUGUGCUUUUUCUGUCUUACAAACAUAAAACUUAGAAUGAUCGGAGAGUUGAGAUAGUAGUUAGAUGAGGAGAAUGGGAUAUGGAACGGAGCAGAUGACUGUGUACAGCAAGAUGGUAUCCUAAAAAAGAUAUGAGAUAGAGAAUUAGGGCUGUCAAUUUUGGAGUAAAGUAGAUUAGAUAAUAAUAAGUUAGCUGAGUGACAAUGAUUAGUAAGAUUUUCUAGGAAUAGAAGGUUUAAGACAAAUGUGUAAUCAAUUACUAGUCAUGAGGUGGUCAAAGUAUGUUAAUUUCCAGGCAGCGUGACAGAGAAAUUAUAAUUUAUAACUAUACAAUUGUAUUACUAGUUGAAUCGGUGGAUGUACUCUUAAGAACAGUGUCGUAUUCUAGAAUGGGACAAACUAAAUGGGAACAAAAAAAAUCAGUUCACACUCUGUUAGUAAAACCAAGCAGUUUAAGGUUCUUACAGCAAGUUAACUGAAUUUACUGAAUAUACAUAUUAGGACAUAAAUUCUAAGGAAGUGUAAAUCCCAAGUCUUUUACAGAGUUAGCAAACAUUUUCAGGGGUGUAUUGUUGAUUGAGUAGGUGAACAUGAUUGAAAUAUUGGUAUGACAAAAAGUCAUUACAGUACAUUUAAGGAUAUUGAAAACGAAUCCCAAAGAUUCUCCCCACAACACUAAACAUUGGAGGUUGUUGGAAAAGAUAACAGUCUGAGAAUGAUUUGAUGCUGAGGAAGAUUUUCAUAUCAUCAGCAAAAAUAGGAGCUUAGCAUGAUGAAGUACAGAAGUGGCUGAGUGAAUAAGGCAAACAGAAGUGGAGAUAGAACAGCACCUUGUAGUAAACCUAAGAAAGUCAUUAAAUAAUUGGAAGAGGUAAAGAGAAUAACAUGGGAAAAAUUGGAAAAUAGGUACAAUAUUAAACAAAUAUUAUUAAAGAAAAUAUAUAAUGCAUAUGUAAUUAUUUUAUUAUAAUAUGACAGAUAUAUAUUGUUGAUGAAGUAACACUAUCAUCUGAACUCUGCUCAUAAUCGUUUUUCGUUUGCAAUGAUUAAUCGUUGCUUAAAUUUCCCCUCUUUCUUCCUAACUUCUCACCUACAAUAGUGGCCCACUUACAUGUGAAGUGUGUGUCUUUUUUUUUUUUUUUUUGUAAUUGUUAAAUAUUUUCAUUAUAAAAACGCAAAAUGUAUAUUAUCACAUUAUGUCCAGGGAUGGAUUGGGCCAUUGGACAAUCAAUAAGUGUAUAUUAAAAACUGAAUAAUAACUAUAGUAGAUAAUCAUAAUAUCAACAUAUGUAAACUCUAAACAAUAAAAUGUAUAAAUCACAAUAAUUUUAAAAAAAAAACGUUUUUCUGAAAUUCUGAAACUCCCUCAUGUCUGCAACAUAUGCCCUCGAAAUCUUUAUUCAUAAUUUUGAUUAUUUACUAUAUUGUCUCCAUUCAAACUAUUUUCUAUCUUUGUCUAGUUUGCAAUUUCCAAGACAUUAAUCUUCCAGGAUUAUAUUGUCUUUUAUCUUGGAACAAGGAUUCAUAUAUUUGCACAAUUAUGCCAGGACCUUCUAUUUUGAAAUUCAACUACUGUUAUGUCUUGACAUAAAGUGUACCAGUUGACUACAGUUGGUUUUCAUCUCUUUGUAUAUACCUUGGCGAGCAUUACCUUUAUUUGAAAUACCCAAUACCAAACAAGUUCUAAAAUAUCGCACAAACAUAUAAACCACUAUUACAUUUCCUAUUUUUAUCUUUAAAUAUAAAAUAGAUGUUUUUUUUGCGUAUUGAGUGCAAUGUAUGCACCCUUUUUUAGUAUCGUAAAAACAUGGGUUUCAAAGUGUUUCUUUCUGAAACUUAUUUCCUACUAUUAUUAAGAACUUCUUUAAUUCACCAUCACCAAUAUUGUUUGGUUUUUAAUUUUAGUACCUACAUGUUUGUUCAUUAGGUAAUAAAUCACCUAACCUAACCGUGCACACAUUUCUUCAUACUUAGUUUGUACUAGGUUAAUUCAGAGGUUAAUUUUUAGUAGAUAGGUACCGUGGUUAUCUACUCCAACCUAUCUAUAAUGAGUAAAGUUUUUAAUAUAUUUGUUCAUAUAAUAUUAUACUGGCUUGCCAAAUCCUACUGUAUUUAUCAUUAAUUAUUAUCUUUAUAUUUUGAAAUAGGAGUAUAUACUAUUAAAAAAAUAGAUAGGUACAAAAAUGUAUUCUAUGUACCUCAUAGAAUACAUUUUUGUAUAACAGACUACUAUUAUGUAACAACUCAUUCAAAUUUAAUUUUAAUUAUGACAUUAAAUAUUGUAAUAAUAUUAUAAUACAUAAUAUUGUUCAUUUCAUAGUUUAACUAGUUUAUUUUUUAAAAUUUGGGUCCUAAAUAAUUUGGAUUUGAUGGUCCCAACAUAGGUCUGUUGUUAAAUACCACAUAAUUUAUGAAUAUUAUAUUUUUCAGAUAUGUGCCAACCAGGUUAUGGGGAUUUAGUGGUCAUGUUCAAACUAUUUUGUAUAGUGUAUUUGGUAGAGUGAGAUGUCCAUGUCCCAAAGGUGAUAGACGGUUCUUAAUGCUUGAAGAUGGAACUACACUUACAUAUGAUUUGUUUAAACCGACAUACAUUGAACCAGGACUAGGUUUGUAUUAUUGUAUACAUUUAAAGUUGAUUAAUUAACUUCUUUAAAAUAAUGUAUUUAAUUAGGUACCUAAUAAUAAUUAUUAUAGAUGUAUAAAUUGUUUUGUUAAUUAUUUUUAGAAGACAUUACUGUAGUUAUAGUUCCUGGAAUUUGUAACUCUUCAGAAAGUGAUUAUAUCCGAACAUUUGUAAAUUAUACUCAAAAUCAAGGCUAUCGAUGUGCAGUUCUAAAUCAUGUUGGCGCUUUGCAUAAUGUACCCGUUACUGCUUCUAGAAUAUUCACAUAUGGUAAACUAUAUUUACUGAACUAUUUAUUUUUAAUGUGUACAAAAAUGUAUUAGCUAAUUUGUUUCUGAACUAUUCCAACUUCAUUAAGGUUUUUUUACUAAAGUUUAUUGAAAUUAUGUCUACGUCUACCUAAUUAAACAUUGUUUUAUAAUAAUUUCUAAUAAUUAUACUUUAUAUGUAUAAUUUAUUUAUUUUUAAAUGUAAGCUAAGAUAUAUUAAUAUAACUUAACUUUUUAAUGCCUCAUAAAAAUAAUGCAAAUAUUAAACUACAUUUUAACUUUUUCUAGUAUUUAUCAUAAAAUAUAUUUGAUAUACAUAAUUGACUACUACAAAAAAAAAAAAAAAUAUUUAAUAUAACCCAAAUAUAAAUAUAUAAUAAAAUAUAAGCCUAACCUAAAUUAAAAUUAUGAUUGCUUCUAAAUUUUAUUAUAAUCAACCAGGCACCUAAAAUGCUGGAAAAUAAUUUCUACUCCAAUAUUCCUUAUUAUUAUAAGAAUUUUCGUGGCUGCUUAUUAUUGCAGAUUAUCAUCAUCAGGUAAAAAAAAUUUUCUGAUUACAUGUUUUAGAAAAAAUAAUUUACAGCAAAUUAUUUUUCAAAUAAAAUAUGGCCCAUCAUAAUGAAAAUUUAAGAGGUAAUCACAGUAAAAUUUACCAUCUCUGUUUUUCUUAGACAAUAUAGCAAAAGUGUGUUUGUUAUGAAUCUAAAAGAGCCGAUACUUGGGACAGUUGCAGCCACUAUUGUAGGUAAAUAGUUAGGAAGGUGGAAUACAGUUUAUAAUUUAAACCUGUAACAAAGGAUAAACCAUAGCAAACAAAAAAAAGAUUAACCCAUCAUUAAAAAUUGUAUUAGAAUAUUUAUCAAAUAAAAAAUUAUGAAAUUAAAAUAUUUCACUGUGUUUAGAUAAAACAAAUGUAAGUUAUGUGUCCAAAUUACAAGUCCAUAAAGUCCAUAUAAAUAUUAUCUAAAUUUCAACAAAAAAUUUAAAAUUGUAUAAAUAACUCAGAAUAGGCUCAAAUGUUUUGAAAAUUUUACCACAUCUAGGAAAGACAAGCAUAAGUUUUUGUUUAAAUUUUAAAUCUCUAUAGACAUUUUUAACUGAAUAACAAUAAAAAAAUAAAAUUAAAAAUUAAAAAACUUUUUUUUUUUAAAUUUUCAUUAUUGUCUAUUGUUCAAAUAAAUAUGUAUUUUACCCAUAUUUUGAUACUAUUACAUGAACAUUAUGAUUUAUAAUAAAGUAUAAUAUAUCAUCUACAGAAUUGUACAUUAUUACAUUUUAGACAUACAUGUUAUCGAGUUUAUCAAGUUAUUAUAGAUAAUCGUUUGUUAUUCUGUGAUAUUUUAAUUCAUUUCUCAGUUGACUUACAACAACAACUGAGCCAUAGGGGAAAUGAUCCAAACCCGUGUUUUGCUCCUUCUAGAAUUUGUAUUGGCAAUUAUUAUACUCUGGGACAUAUAACUUUUUCUAAUUUUAAUGGAAGAGUCUUAAUUGAUAAGCUACCUAUAGUAGCUUCUGUCAAUGGUGAUGAACAACUGCUAGAUGUCCUAGGUGAACAAGCUAACACAGUAUACCAAACAAUUUUAUUUUAGUUAUUUUUAAUUCUGAGUGAUAUUUGAAAUACGAAAACACAUUUUUGUUAUGUUGCCUAAUUAGAUAGAUAUUAAACAGAGAUGACAAAUAACAUUGUCCACAUAAAAGGACAUGUGCAAAUACAAUAAACAGCAAAUUUGUGUUUAGAGGGAAACAUCCUGUACUGUUAUUAUUAAUAUUCAGAUGAUUGACUUAUAAACCUAAGAUAUAAGUUUUUAUAAGAUAUAAAAUAAUUUUUAAAUAAUGAUAUUUUACAUACUCAAAUUGUCUUGCUUAAGAAUUAAAAUAUUUAAAAAAAAAUAAAUAGGUUUUGCAUAGACAAUGUUCUUAUCUUGAAGUUUAGUAUUGGGAUAAUUUUCCCAACUGAACUCAAUUUGCUAUGGCAUAGUCAUAAGAUGCAGUACUUGUGGGUAUGAUAUCCUCAUAUGUUUAAAUUGAUAAGAGCCCUAACAAAAUAUUGAAUUAAAGUUUUUAUUACAAUUUUUAUUUGUAUUUGUUUUUUCUUACCAUAGAAAAUGGUAAAUGUUACUUAAGACAGUAAUUUUAUGUUUAAAUCUAAAUUUAUUAUAAUAAAGCAUCAAUUUGUAAUGGUAAAUUUGUAAAGCUGUAUAUAUAUAUAUAUAUAUAUACAUUAUUUGUGUAUAUAUAUAUUUAUAUGUAUAUGUAUAAUUGUUGCUUAAAAAAACAAAUCUUCCUGGUAAUACUGAAGUGUAGGACAAUUUAUUCCAUAAACAUUUUGUUUUAAUUUUAUAGUCAAUGUACAAAAAAAAAAAAAAGAAGACAUAUUGUGCACCUUGGAUAGGCCACUAUUUUGGUGGGCUACGUGGAGCAAGUCAGUAUUUUAUUAUUAUUUUACAUCUGAAAAUAAUCAUAAAUCAUUUACCUUCUAAAUAGAGCUCAAAGUUGAAAUUUUUUUUAUUUGUAUAUAUUUAUUUAUUUUUUCAAUGUUUUUAUUACAGGGUAUAGGUUUAAACAUAAAAAAAAUAUAUAUAUGUUUAUUUAUUUCUGCAUAAAGUAACUGGAUGAGCAUUUAUACUGCCUUGUUUUUCAAAAAUAAAAAAAUUUUACACUUUUUUGUUUUAUUAUUAUUAGAAAAAAAUAUAUAAAACAAUUUGGUAAUUUAACUAGAUAUUUACAACAUCGAGGAGGGAAACCUUCUAAUUUAGGAGAAAAAAUGGAAACCUAUAAUAGAUUUUUCCUUAUGCUCAGUGUCAAAUUUAAUUUAUAAACAUUACAAAAAUUCAGUUUUCUACUUAGUUAAACUUAAUAAAAAAACUCUGUCAGUAACUUUACAUUUAAAAACAUAUUAUAUUUUGUCUUAGCUACUAUAAUUUAUUUAAUAUCUAUUAUUCAUUUUUAAUUUAUUAAAAUUUAUUAUUAUAUAAUUUUUUUUUACUGUUGUAGUUAAUUUACAAAUUGCCUAAUAAAUGCUAUACUAUAAUUUUAAAUUAUUCUUUUUGAAGAAAUGGGCAUGGCUUUUAAAGAUUAUUGUGUACUAUGUUUAAAAUAAUUUUACAAAUUUCAAGUAAUUUAAUUAUUAUUAAUUCACAGGCCACACAGAUGAUCUUCAUGUAAUGCUUUGCAAUUUAUCAGAACAUAAUCCAAAUAAUAAAAUUAUAAUAAUUGGAUAUAGCAUGGGUGGUAACUUAGUUACUAAAUACCUUGGAGAACCACGUCAAAAUCGACCAAAUAGUAUUAUUGCUGGAAUAUCCAUAUGUCAACCAUAUGAUGCUUUAAAGUAUGUAUCAUUUACUAAUAAUCCAAUCUAUUUUUAUUGAGGAUUAUGUUUAAUAAUAAUUUAAUCUCAACUAGGAAAAUUUUGAUAAUUUCAAUUUGAGAUAUUUUACUAAUGCACUAAAAAAUGUAUUCAAAUUUACUUAAACACAUAUAUUUUCAAUUUGAAUGAUUGAAAUAAAAAGCAACUUUUGGUUUGUUGAAUAUUUUUUUUUCUUUUUUUUCACUGAAAAUUAGAUGGAAAACAAACAUUUCUAAAAUUUAUUAUAUAUGAUAAAAUUAAUUAUGUGGUUUUUUUUAGGGCCACUGGUGUUUUAUUACAUUGGCAAAAUUUCCGGCGACUUUAUUUGUAUGCAUUAACAGAGGCAAUCAAAGCUUUAAUUUUGAAACAUAGAAGUAAACUUUUGGCGGAAGAUAUUAAAGAACAAUAUUCUUUAAAUGAAAAAGAUAUUAUAUCUGCUGCUACAUUACCUGAACUGGAUGACGCUUAUACUAGGUUAAAUAUUUUAUUACUAUUAAAUGCAUUCAUAUUAUUUGUAUUAAUAGUUGCAUACUAUGUUUAUAUGAUGGCCUAAAACCUGUUUGAAAUUAAUUGAUUAAACCUAAUUAAUUGAAUAGGUAUCCAUUCAAAUAAUAUGUUUAUGGUCCACAUAUAUUUAGCAUUUUGUGAAUUGAUUUAAUGUAUACCUAUAUAAUUUUUUUUAUCUUAUUAAAAUUGAAUCAAAUAUUCUUUAUUAUUUAACUCUAGAGUAAGUAUUUGAUGGAAUUUUAAAAAAAAAGAAAUCCAUCCAGUCAUGACUUUUAAAAUGAUUUAUAAUAAUAAUCGGUCAAUAAUACACCUUAUUAAUAAAAUGAUUUCAUAAAGAAGUUUCUAUGUUAAUUUGAUAAACCAUAUUUUAAAAUAGUUUUUAUUUAUUUGUAUUUAUUUAUUUUUGAAAUCAUUUUGAUGGUAACAUACUUUUUUAAAGAGUUUACAUGUUAACAAUAGGUUGUAGUUUCAAAUCAAGUUAAUUUCAAACUGUUUUAACUCCAUCAUAUAGAAGUACAAAAUGUGGCAAUUAAUUAAUGAGAAUUUGUCAUUUUAUAUUUUUAUACAGCAUAUCCCAGAAAAGAAUAGCUCCCUCUGCGGGUGUUACUCUGUACGUGGCUAUAAGAACAGUUUCAGGGAUUUUAUUUUAGUAUUAAAACAUUGGUUUUACCAAUUUUAUUUAUAAACUAUUCAUACAUAAUAAGAGGACAAUUGAUUUUUUCCAAAAAUAAUCAUUACCAUAAUUUUGGUGUGACACAUGGAUUUGUGUAUAAAUUUGACAGAGAUUUCAAUACAAGCAAUUAUAUUUUAUCUUAAUACUAAUUUAAUCAUCAGAUUUCUUUAGAUAAAUAAAAUUAAUUAGAUUAUAAAAAAUACAUUAAUAAAUACCCAAAUUCAGUUGUUUUUAUUGAAUUUUAUUAUUAGCUAUAAACAAAUUAUUUGAGUAACUGUUCUAUAUGACUUCUGAAAACUUUAUUAUAUUUAAGAAGUCAUUGAUGGAAUAAUCUCCAAAUUAUUUAUAAUCAAGAAGUAAGUAGGAAGCAGCUUAAUAAUUCAAUAACUAAUGUAACCGAAAAAAUAAUGCAAAUUCCAGAACUUUUCAUAAAUGUUAUAUUAAUAAAGUCCAAUAAAACAAACUGAAUUUGAGUAUUUAUUAUUUUUUUUAUAUUCAAAAUAAUCUUAUUUUUCUGUUAUGUCUUUUAAAUGAGUACAUACAAAUUAAUUUAUCUCAUAGAAAUCAUUGAUAAGUAUGUAUAAAAAUUCAUAUGUCAUACCAAAAUUACGAUUUUAGACAUUAUAAGACAAAAAUAACAGUAAUAAUGGUUAUUUUUGGAAAAUAUUGAGUGACCCCUUAAUAAUGUAAGAGAAUUUUUCAAAAAAUUCACUGGUGUGGUUUAUUUUUAUUUUGUAUUCAUGUUUUACAAAUAAAACCCAAAAAACUAAAGUUUUGACAUUUGAAAAAAAUUCCAAAAAACAUUCUUUUAUUCAUAUAUAGAGUAACACUCCAUAGAGUUGGUUAUUCUUUUCUGAACAUCCUGUAUAACUUAAGCACCCAUAACCUCAAAAUACUAUUCUUAUGUCUGAUGAUGCACUUAUUCGGGAGCACUUAAAAAACUGAAAGUAUUUCAGCCAAACAGGAAAUUUAUUUUAUCUUAACUGUAUUUAAGUCAAUACAUAGCCCAGAAUAUUUAGCUGACAUAUAUUCUAUCCAAACGGUAUUAGAGUUGAUAGUAUUUUAGGCAACAUUUAGAUAACUACUUUGUGUAACUGAACUUUGCUUCGAAUCAUUUUUUGUUAUCAAUGAUUUAUCCUUGGUGACAUGUAUAAAUUAAAUAACCUUAUGUAUCCCACUACUGGCCUGCAACAAUGGCAGCUCCCAUGCCCAGUAUCAGCUUUUUAUUUUUUAUUUGCCAGUGUCAUGAAGUUAAUAGAGAGCAACAAAUUUUUAUCAUGUUUCUUAGCAAUGGAUGAUACAAAUAGACUGCUAAAGAAGAUACACUCUUUGAAUAUCUCCAGAAAUAAUAAAGAUAAUCUAUUAUUUUUUUUAAAAAAAAUUUUUUAAAUUAACCUAUUAUUUUUGGAAAAAUUUUAGAUGGCCAUUUUGUAAAAUUUAUUUUUCUGAAAAUUUUAAUCUAUCUCACAUUUAUAUCUGAUGAAUAAUUUCUAAGUAAUAUUUGUUUCAAAUUCUACUAAUCCAAUAAAUAAAUAAAAUAGAAUUUGAUUAUUUUUAUUAUCUCCAGAGAUAUUCAAGGGGUAUAUCUUCCUGGGACAGUCUAUACACAAGUAAAUGUUGUAAAAUAGGUUAAUUUUGUUAUAUUUAUACAUAAAAACCAAUUUAAGAGUGUAUUUGUCUAUUAUUAAACCUAAAGAUAAGAACAUUGUCUAUGUUAGUAUAUUAGUUUAUUUUAAAAAUUUUAAAUAUCGAAAAAACCAUCAUAUAAACAAACAAUAUUCUUAUCUUUAAGUUUGAUAACAGGCCAAUAUAUUAUAAUAUUAAAAUUAACAGCACAAAAUAGGUUAAUAUAUUAAUAUAACAACAUUAACUGAUUUUAAAACAUUUACUGUAACAUGUAUAAUAUUUAUACAUAUACAAUAUUGCAAAAUACAAUUGACAGGUAGACCAUUAACCACAACCACAAUACCCAAUUUCAAAAGAGAAAAUGUUUCUUAACCUGAUGGGUUAAGUAAUCUUUUUUGAAACGGUAUAGGUAUUAAUUGAAGUUUGAGUUUGUUGGUGCAUACAAAUUGUGAUUGUAGUUUUCUAGAUUUAAACACUAAAGCAAAAGACAAUGGUUGGAUUCUCUAUCAUGAAAAUUCACCUGAUCACACAGCAAUUUCAAUAAAACAGUUUAACUAAAAUAAAUAUCAAAAAUGCUCUCCCACUUCUUGUACAGCCAUAAUCAGGCUUCAUUGAACUUAUGACUAUUUCUAAAGUUGAUGGAACAGAUAAAGGGACCUAAUUUAAUCUUUUGAUAGUUUGAAAGACAUUCAACAGGUGAUGAUGGCGGAAUUGAAUAAGCCACUUAAGCCUUAACAUGGAUUCUAUUCGUAUUGUGGGUAAAGUAGGAAAGGAUUACAUAAGGUUAUUUAAUUUAUACCUGUAACCAAGGAUAAACCAUUGACAAUAAAAACCGAUUUGGAGCGAAGUUUGGUUAUACAUUUUUUGAAAGACCAAAUUAUUAUAUUUACAAUUUUUAUUAGUUUGAUUUUAACUCUUAUAAAAAAAAAAAAAAAAUACUACAUUGAAUUUUUUUUUUGAUUACCAAGUACAACUUUAUUGAACCUGUCAAAUUUUCUAGUAUUUCUGUUAAGUUUAACAAUUCAUCUACAAAGUACCUAACAAAUAAAAAAAAAAAUUACUAACUUGUAAAAUUAAAAUGGUUAAAUAUUAUGUACAUUUUUAAACAAAAGUUUAGAACAUUUAAAUAUAAGUUUUUUGUUAACAUUUCAAGUCUCUAAGAAUAUUUGAACCUGAAUUGGAACGUUAAAGCAAAAUUAAAAAUAAUAAAAGAAUUAUUUUCUUACAUUUUAUUGUACUUUCUGCAUUUCUUUUUGAUUGUGCUCAAUUAUUAAUAAAAUUACAGAGAAAAUCAAAAAAAGAAUAACUUGGUUAUAAACUAGAUCAAAAAUGCAACAAAAAAGGUUUCUUUGUCAUUUAUAUAUUAAAGUAAUAUUUAUGAUGAAAAAAUAAACUGUACAAAUUUAAAAUAAUGAAAUCGAUAUGUCGUAAUUUGAAAAAAAAUUGUAUACUUAGUUAAUUUUUAUUUUACAUUUCUUUACUUUACUGGACAUAGAAAAACGACUUUUUUUUGUCAGUGGCUAUGUGUUAAAAGAAACAAAAUCCAUAACAGACCAUUUGCAGACCAAAUUGCUAGUAUACCUUUAAUUUUAUUUUGAUUUUUUCCCAAUUGUUUCAAAAACUUCUUAGCAAAAUCAAAAAAAUGACCUCCCCUAUAAACCAACUAGAGAAAAUUACCUUUCAGAAAAAGCGCUAUAAUCUAUAAUUUGGAAGAUAUUUUCUGUUAGAAAAGUUGUUCACAAACAGAAAAAUAAAAAUAAAAAACAGUAAAACCAAUAGAUCCUUCCAUACACUCGAAAUCCAAAAUACACACAGCAUGAAAUAUGAAAUAUAAAUCUAAUUAGGAACUUAUACAACUUUUGUAAAAACUUUUUUACUUUGUGAUAAAGCUAUCACAAAGACACCAAUGACACCAAAAUUAAAAGUAUGAAAAUACAGUUUUUGUUAUUUAAUUUCCACUUCAUUGUAAUAGCCAGUAAUUACACUUUUAAUGACAAAUAUAAUUUUACAGGAAAGUCAAUAAUUUUAAAAAUCUCCACGAAUUUUAUCAAUGGUCAAGUUGUUUAUAUUACAUCAACAAUGUAAAAACACCUAUGAUUUUUAUAAACUCUAGAGAUGAUCCCUUGGUGCCAGAAGACUUAUUAAUACCUAUUCAAAAUUUUGCAAGUAAGAUUACAUUAUUUUUGAUUCAUCUAUUUUAUUUAUAAUUUGUAUACAUUGAACAAUUAUGUGUUAAUGUUCGAUGGACUGCAUCCAAAUUGGGUCAAGAGGGGUGGACUAGUGAUUUAUUCUGAUAGUACACUAGUGAAGUUCCAAUUACUUGGGUUGUAUAACUGAACAGAUUUAUGGACACAUCUUUAUUCUGUCAAUAUCAUUAAAUUUAAUAAUCAUUUUUCAAAUGAAUAUUGGUUGACAUCGAUCAUAAAGUAUUUGUUUGCCUUUUCACUUAAAAAAAACUAUUUCCAUUUCUUCUACAAUGGCUGAAAAUAAUACACUUGUCAAACAAGUUUCAAAUAAGUUGGAAUAUAUGUAAUCACUUGGAAUAUACUCAGGUACAAUAUUGAUGGUAAUAUAAAAUGAUUUAUUCAUUUUAGAAAUUUAAGAAAUAAUGAAUAUUGUAAUAUAAUAGGUUUUGAUAUCUUUAUUUUUGUAUCUUUUUCUACUCAUAAAUGUAUAAACUAUUUUAUUAUUUUUAUAAUUGGUUACAAAAAUAUUAUGUUUUAUGAUUUAUUAACUUCUAAACCUAUAUAAUUAUCAGUUAUAUCCAAAUAGUGUAUAUUUACAUAAAUCCAACUAAUUAAGAUUUUUUACUGUGGGUAUAAACUCCACUGAUUAAAUCACAUGUAUACAGAAUAUGUAUGUAGAUAAUUAGAAGUUUCUGAUAAGCAACAUUAUUAUAAUAUAGUUUGCAUUUUAUUUUAAUUAUAACUAUGGUUAGGUUACUAGGCAGCUAAGGUAGAACAUAAUUUUUUUUUAAUUUGAUUGAAAAUUAGUGGUUAAUGAAAAUUCUAUAUUAAUUAUAACAUGUAAUUAUAUCAUAUAAAUCAUAAAAAUCUGAUUUUAUAAAUUACCAAAAAGAAAAAAAUACCUAGUUCCGAAAAAAAAGAUAAUUGACAUCCUACUAUACAUAUUUAUUACAUCUGUUACAAAUUAGAUUUAAAGAAAAAUUAAUAUUUUUAUAUAAUCUUACUAAUAAUAAUUUCGACUGCAUUGAUAUUUGAAUGAAAUUCAUUUUUAAAGUUGACAGGGAAUUAAUAAUAGAAUGAAAUAUACAUUCAAUACAUUCAUUCAUGUACAAAAUAAAAAUAAAAGGAUUAUUAUUUAUCCUCCUGCUAAUAUUUUUAAUGUCCAUGAGAAAUGACUUGAAGUUUGGUAUUUUUAAUUUAAAAAAUCUGGAGCAAUUUCAAUUAAGUUUAAAACCAAUUAAAUUUUAAUACCUAUUUCAUAUUAUUAUAUUAUUAUUGUUUAUUACCAUUAUUAUUAGUUAUUAUCUUUAUGUGUUAAUUUAUACAUUUGUGAAACCAAACACUAUUAUACCUAUAAAAUUGUUAUACCUAUUUAUGUUAAAUAAAAUGGUGUUUUAUCUCUGUAAAUAAAAAAUAUUGUAGUAAAAAAUGGGGUAAUAUUUAUUAUGGUUGUAAUAAAUUUAUUUAAAUAAAUAAAUUGAACAAUUAAUAUUUUAUAAUACAUAGUAUUAUAAUUAUUAGCCUAUUUAUUUAUUAUUUAUGUUUUAGAAUCAAAAGAUAAUAUCUUGUACAUGGAACUGAUGCAUGGUGGCCAUCUUGGAUUCUUUGAAGGUGGAUUUAUGUAUCCAAAUCCAAUAGCAUGGUUGGACCGUACUCUUGUAUCCUUAUUACCUGGACUCAAUGAACAUUGUGUCAACAAUGUAAAAAGAACUGCAGUUUUUUAAAUUUUGAACAUCUUUUAAAUAAUACACUGACACAAACACACACACAUACAUACACACACACACACACACAUAUAUACUAUAUUGAAUCUGUGCUUAAAUCAUGCAUCAUUAUGAUUGAUUGCAUUACUAUUCUCAUAUACCUGAUCUAUUGUGUAAGAGGUUAGUGAAACAUAGCAAACAGUUUUUUAGAACUGUUUUAAAAAAAAAAAAAAACAUUUAUUUUUUAAUAUCAAUUAGAAAAAUCAGUACAAAUAACCUUAAAUUAAUUAUGUAACAAUCAAAUUACAUACCCACUAUCAAACCCGUUUAUGUAUUUAAUAAAUUUAUUUAUCAAUUUUCAAUUAUUUUUUCUUUUAAUAGUGUUAAUAAUGAGUAUUAUAAAUGGUUUCUAAUGAAAAGUAUUUUCAGCCAAAAUAUGUUCAUUUUAAUCAAUUUUAAAUGAUAUAUCAAAUUAUAAUAUACAUAUUUAAUAUUUUGGUAAAUAUCUGUUAAUUGAUUAAACAAUAAGGAAUUUAGUUUUUCUUCACCUCAAAGUCUUUUAUUAUUUAAAAUCUAUAAUAGGUACAAAAUGUACCUAUUUGAACUUAAUAAUAUUACUAUACUUACACACCCUUAAACGAUUAUUUUAUAAUACCAGUAUAAAAUUUAUUCCCAUAAAGAUUUUGAAUUACAUCAUAAGUAUAUGAAUAUUUUUUUAAUAAAAAAAAACAUCAAGUAAAUAAUAACAUUUAAAAAAUAUAUGAAAUAAUUCUAUUAUUUUUAAUAAAAGAUUAUAUUAUUUUUAUUAUAAAACUGCAAUGUUUUAUUUGCAAUUUUUUUAUUUUUUUUUUUAUAUAAUUAAAAAUACCAUUAUAUUACAAUAUAAUUAUUUUAAAUUGAUUCUAUUUGACUGAUUUCUGUACGAAUAUAAGAUAGGACUGUAUUUUUUUAAGCUUUUUACUUGAAUGAUGUAAAGUAUUAUGGCUCUUAAAUUAUUCAAUUACUGUUUUAGAUUUACUAUUAAAAUUAAUAGUAUAAAAAUAUUUUGUUUAUCAAAUUAUAAUUGUAUAAAAUAAUUGAUUAACUAUUAUUUUCUCAGACAUUUCAUUUGUACAUUUUGUUUAUUUUUCAUGAGUUUUAUUAUUAUGUUUUUAUUUUUAUUUUUUUAAUUAAUUUUUCCUGUUCAAAAGAUUAUUGUAAUACAUUGUUUUUUUUUUUUUUUUUUAAUUAUUAUUUUAAUGAUAGUAAUUUUAUCAUAAAUCAUUAAUGACAUGAAUUAAUGACUGAAACAUUGUUUUUACAUUUUUUAUUAAUUUGAAUUUACUGUGUACUUCCUAGUUGAGAAUGAAAAAUUGUUUUAAAUUUUAAUUUGUUCCUCCUCUCUGCUAUACACAAAUUUUCACUUCAAUUCAACUAAAUAUUUGUAUGACAUUAAUUCAUUUUUUAGAUCCCAUAAAACAGAAUGUUACAGUUUUAAGAACUUAUUUUUUUCAAAUUAGAAAUUAAGCAACAGCAUUCUCUUUUGUUUUAUCUAUAAACACUAAAUAUGUUGCAUUCCAACUGGGUUAUAUGGUGUCUCAUAAAAAAGUUCCUUGUUAUUCGUUUUGUUUAUGUAAUUCUAUUUAUCAUUCAAAUACAAUAUCACUACUUGUACAACUUAUUUACAUCAUCAUUAAUUUUCAAUGUGUUUUGUCAUUUUAAUACAUCCUGUCUUUUUUACUUUCUGUUCGAAAAAAGCAUCUAGUUAAUACAAUUCCGAAUUAAGAUUUAUCUCUGGAUAACAGAUUUCUGUUUUUUUUUUUUUUAUUAUUAUUAUUAUUUUUUUUAAGUUUAUGAUUUAAUAUAAUAUUUAAUACUUAAUUAUAGUCCUAUAAAUAAAAUUAAUGUAUGAAGAGCACAAUUUUAAUGUUACUAAUCAUGAUGUUAAUAAGCCCUUUUUGUUGCCUUAGUUUUUUUUUUUUUUAUAAACAGAUGAUUGAUUAAUUAUUAUUAUUAUUUUCAAAUAUUGUACCAGGAGUAUCAACCGUGUUCAAUCGAAAAACAUUUAUACGACUGUAAUAUUAUUAAGUUAUACAUAAUAAUAGCUUUAUUAUAUAGCUACAUAAUAUAAAAUAUAAUUUAUUUUGUAAUAUUAUUUAUUUAUAACAGAGCAUUUAUAUAAUUUUAUAAGAUUAAUAUUAAAAACUUGCAAAAUAUGACAAUAUGCAAAAUAUCUAAUGUAUGUUCAUUGUAUAUACAAUGUCUAGAAAAUUGUAAAAUUUGUAUUUAUUUAUAACGAACACAAUCAUUCUAGACAUCUGUAUGUAUGUGCAGUAUAAAUGUAAAACACAUUUUAACAAAUUGUUAUAUUAUCUAAUAUCACCAUGUACUUAUAUGAAAAUGCUUAAAUUUGUUUUUUUUUUUUUUUUUUUAACUGAAUCAUUUUAACUAAAAAUUGUUUAAAAAUAAAAGGAAUAUAUUCAUAUAAGGUUUUAGUUUACUUCCUCACUAAUAUUAAGAUCGUUUUAAUAUUGUCAUACACCUGUCAGAAAAAAAAUAGAAUAUUAAUAUAAACUUAAGAUAUUUAAUUACAUUUUAAAUCAAGGUUAUGAAAUGUCUAGUUCUAUAAAAUGGACUUAUAUCUCAUAAAGGAAAGAUCCCUACAUACCCUGCGUUAUGGUUUUUUU
This is a messenger RNA of Cinara cedri, 17309 nucleotides long. The record is from the annotation of a GenBank genome assembly. NCBI's taxonomy places the organism in Eukaryota, Metazoa, Arthropoda, Insecta, Hemiptera, Aphididae.